AUGGCAUCAUUGCUGCAGGAUGCAGUGACGGUAAGAUUCGUGCCUACUCCGCCAAGAGAUCAGCUGCGAGUCAUGUGGGGACAUCGUCUGGCUGUUUCUCAUCUCUUCUUUAAUGGUAAGACAAUCGCUAGUGCUGCAAUACCAAGAGAAGAUUUUCAAUACCCUGCAGAAAACGAGAUUUUGGUCUGGAAUGCUGCAGACGGAGCCUCUCGUUGUAUCCUGAAGGGAGGCUCGAAUCUGAAUCACCUGGACUACAAGGACGGGAUCACAGCAGGGGUGUACGCUGACAAUAAAGUUCGGGUUUGGGAUGUACGCAAUUGUUCUCGCUUGCAUGCGAUCUAUUCUGGUGUGUCAUCUCAGAGAUGCCUUCGUAAAGAUCUGGAAUCUGAAAUCAGGGAAGUGCGUCAAGAUGUUUGA
Molecule: messenger RNA, 417 nt
Organism: Patiria miniata (bat star)
Lineage: Eukaryota; Metazoa; Echinodermata; Asteroidea; Valvatida; Asterinidae
Product: TAF5-like RNA polymerase II p300/CBP-associated factor-associated factor 65 kDa subunit 5L
Exons: 1
Coding region: 1-417 (138 amino acids)
Molecular function (GO): protein binding
Source: RefSeq, a predicted model, not a curated record